Molecule: messenger RNA, 585 nt
Organism: Arachis ipaensis
Lineage: Eukaryota; Viridiplantae; Streptophyta; Magnoliopsida; Fabales; Fabaceae
Source: RefSeq, a predicted model, not a curated record
AUGUACAUUUUUCUUGCCGUUGACUAUGUUUCCAAGUGGGUGGAGGCAAUCCCCACUAGAACCGAUGAUGCUAAUAUAGUGCUUUAUUUUGUUCAGAAUAAUAUUAUUUGCCCCUUUAGAUCACCACGAGCAAUCGUGAAUGAUCAAGGCUCGCACUUUUGUAACAAAAGGAUGGCAGGGUUAAUGAAGAAGUAUGGCAUCAUCCAUAAGGUAGCCACAGCAUACCGCCCACAAACGAACGACCAAGCUGAAGUCUCCAAUCGGGAAAUCAAGCACGUAUUGGAAAAGGUUCUAAAGCCUCACAGGAAAGAUUGGAGUUCCAAACUCGGUGAUGCGCUUUGGGCCUACCGGACGGCCUACAAGAUGCCGAUUGGUAUGAGCCCGUUUCGGUUGGUCUAUGAAAAGGCUUGCCAUCUACCGGUGAAGAUAGAACAUAAAGCGUAUUUGGCCGUAAAGGAGUUAAACAUAGGAUUUGGGGUGGGCGUUGAAAGGAAGCUACAAUUGGUGGAGCUUGAGAACCUUAGAUUGGAAGCCUAUGAAAAUUCAAGGCUUUACAAGGAAAAGAUGAAAGCAGUGCAUGAUUGA